AUGGGAGCUGCUCCUUUCGUUGAGGUCGUGCAGAGGCACUGGGACUUCCGCCCCUCCUUGGCGAGCGCGCGGCGGGCUGGGGAGUGCUGUCAUCCCUUCCUGGAGCAAUUCCUAGGCCUCGGCGCCCUCCUUGAAACGGCCGGGGCGCUGACGGCGGCAUCCUGGGCGGCCCUCGUGGUGGUGGUGUACCGGCUCGAGGGCCAGCAGCACAGCGACGCCAAUGCCUAC
Symbiodinium natans is the source of this 228-nucleotide messenger RNA. The record is from the annotation of a GenBank genome assembly. NCBI's taxonomy places the organism in Eukaryota, Dinophyceae, Suessiales, Symbiodiniaceae.